This is a messenger RNA of Pediculus humanus corporis (human body louse), 372 nucleotides long. RefSeq lists its product as uncharacterized. Gene Ontology annotation, cellular component: neuron projection membrane. Gene Ontology annotation, biological process: synapse organization. The transcript is spliced from 4 exons. The record is from RefSeq and is a predicted model, not a curated record. NCBI's taxonomy places the organism in Eukaryota, Metazoa, Arthropoda, Insecta, Psocodea, Pediculidae. The coding region runs from base 1 to 372 and encodes 123 amino acids.
AUGGGAAGAGAAGCUAAAGCUAAAAUCAAAGGGCCAACGGAUUUAUACGUUAAAACCGGAAGUUCCGUUAGUAUAUCUUGUAGCAUAAGUCAAGGUCCACACGAUUUAGGAACAGUUUUUUGGUAUAAAGAUAAAAAUAUUUUAAGGGUUCAAAGUUCACAUCCGAACGAUUAUGAACCCGUUGCGAGAGUUACCAUUGAUACCGAAUGGACGGAUGUUUUGACGUCAUACCUUCGGAUAAGCAACGCAAAACUUUCUGAUUCUGGUAAUUACACGUGUACGCCAACAAUAGCAGAAGCUGCUAGUGUUAACGUACACAAUUUGAGAUUUCGAAUCGGAUUUUUUUUUUUUAUCUCACCUCGUAAUUCAUAA